Molecule: messenger RNA, 327 nt
Organism: Penicillium oxalicum
Lineage: Eukaryota; Fungi; Ascomycota; Eurotiomycetes; Eurotiales; Aspergillaceae
Exons: 1
Coding region: 1-327 (108 amino acids)
Source: RefSeq, a predicted model, not a curated record
AUGCCGGUUCAUUUCAUCCCAGCUUCCAAAACGGGAAAAUCAUCGGAGCCAGGUUGUGAUACACCGGCCAAGGAAUAUGCCGGGGGAGGCUCCCGUCACAAAGAUCUUGGUUGUCCCAUGAACACGAAUUCUACAGGGCACAUGAGACAAUCAUGUUAUUCCCAUUGCCACAGAGCUGAUGCUCGAAGAUUGGUCGGCUUGUGGACGUUCCAGGAGUCUGUGUCUUGGAAUGGACCGUCGAUGAAGUUCGCUUUUGCUUCUCAAUGGCGGUCACUCGAGGGCCGAUGUGAUGACAAUGACUAUGCCCAAGCAAGACCAUCAGCAUGA